AUGAUAUUCAUGAAGCUACGCGAUAUAAAACAGCUUACCCAGACACAGCAGGAGCCAAGCCAGGCAGUAGUGUCCACUGGUGAGCACCUGGUUGAAGAUGCUCAUUAUUUAAGGAGAAAAGUAAAAGGAAGAACUAUAGAUGUCCAUCCAACUGAGAAGGCUCUUGUUGUUAACUAUGAAGUGGAAGCCACCAUACUUUGGGAGACAGGAGAUCCAAUGCUUGAGGAACGUAAAGAGAGUCAAAAGAUAAUCCGUCUCAAAAGCUUGAAUGCUAACACAGACAUUGCCUCUCUAGCAAAGAAGGUGGUGGAGGAGUGCAAACUAAUCCACCCCUCUAAAGUGGCUGAAGUUGAACACUUGUUAUAUUACCUACAAAAAAGACCAGAUACAGUUAGUAAAAAGGUGAAGAAAGAAGAGAAACUUAGUCACCCCAAUGGACCACCUCCAUUUGAAGGUAUGGAGACUGAUGAGGUCGCCACCAUCAAUGAUAUGGAUGACUAUAUUGAUUUGCUCUAUGAGGACAAAGCAGAAAAAGUAAGAGGAUCUGCCCUAAUCCUGCAACUUGCACGAAACCCAGACAACCUUGAGGAACUUCUGCAGAACAAAACUGCACUAGGUGCCCUCGCCCGUGUUCUACGAGAAGACUGGCAGAAAAGUGUUGAGCUUUCCACCAAUAUUAUCUUUAUCUUCUUCUGCUUUUCAAGCUUUUCACAGUUCCAUGAUUUGCUCACACACUACAAAAUAGGUGCAUUGUGCACAAUCAUCAUUGAUCAUGAACUCAAAAGGUAUGACUUGUGGCAGGAAGAGUUACUGAAAAAGAAAAAAGCCAUUGAAGAUGACCCGACCAAUCAAAGUUUAAAAAAAGAGUAUAAGAAGACGUAUAAGAAGUAUCAAGGGCUUGUAGCAAGGCAGGAACAGUUGUUACGAGUUGCUUUUUAUCUGCUUUUGAACUUGGCUGAAGUUCCUCGCACUGAGCUAAAGAUGAGGAACAAAAAAAUUGUACCCAUGUUGGUCAAAACUCUAGAGAGGAAUAAUGUAGAACUUCUCAUCCUUGUGGUUGCCUUCCUAAAGAAGCUCAGUAUUUUUAUGGAGAACAAAAAUGAUAUGUCAGAAAUGGACAUCAUUAAAAAAUUGGAAAAACUGAUUCCUUUUGACAAUGAGGACUUGCUGAAUAUUAGCCUUCGUCUCCUCCUCAAUCUAUCAUUUGAUACCGGUCUACGAAGCAGGAUGGUACAAGUUGGCUUACUUCCAAAACUGACUGCACUUGUAACAAAUGAAAAUCACAAACAGGUAACAUUGUGUAUACUUUAUCACAUCAGCAUGGAUGAUCAAUUUAAACUUAUGUUCGCCUAUGCCAAUUGCAUUCCACAGUUUAUGAAUAUGUUAUCUGAGUGUGUUGAAGAACAGAUUGACUUAGAACUAAUUUCACUUUUCAUCAAUCUAGCAGCCAACAAAAGAAAUGCUCAAUUAAUUUGUGAAGGCAGUGGUCUUGAGACACUUCUGAAAAGAGCUUUGAAGUGUAAAGAUCCACUUUUAAUGAAAAUGAUCCGAAAUAUUUCUCAGCACGACAAUGCAACUAAAUGUUUGUUCACAGAGUACAUUGGAGAUCUGGCAGCUCAAAUUAGAUAUGAGGAGGAAGAGGAGUUUCUGAUUGAAUGCUUGGGGACUUUGGCUAAUCUCACAAUUUCAGAAAUGAAUUGGGAACUUGUCUUGACAAAGUACAACUUGAUUCCAUUCUUCAAACAUCAUCUGAAACCAGGCCUUGCUGAGGACGACAUGAUUCUAGAAGUGGUGAUAAUGAUUGGAACUGUGUCACUGGAUCCAUGCUGUGCUUCAAUGCUUGCCAAAUCAGGUAUCAUUCCAGCUCUCAUUGAAUUACUGAAUGCUCAGCAAGAGGAUGACGAGUUUGUCUGUCAGAUUGUCUAUGUUUUCUAUCAGAUGGUCUUUCAUCAAGAAACAAGAGACGUGAUCAUUCAGGAGACCCAAGUUCCAGCCUACCUCAUUGAUCUGAUGCAUGACAAGAAUUCUGAAGUGAGAAAGGUUUGUGACAACACCUUGGAGAUAAUAGCAGAGCAUGAUGAAGAAUGGGGAAAAAAGAUCCAGAGUGAAAAGUUCCGCUGGCACAACUCUCAAUGGUUGAUGAUGGUGGAAAACCAACAAAUGGAUGAGAUGGAGCCUUAUUUGUAUGGAGAGGAUGAUGAUGACAUUGAGCCCUUCAUUCAUGGAGAAGACAUACUGGAAAGACCAGAUAUAUUUUAUUCUGCUGAUGAAAUGAUUCCAUCUGAAAGAACCAAAAGUCCAAAUUCCUUUAACAAUUAUUGUGCAGAAUGGAAAUAUGGUGGGAGCAACAUUCCCUUACUGGAAGCCUUGGAAUGGAUAGAGUUGGUUGGCCAACAGCAGUUCCUUAAUGCUGAGCCACAGCAAAUUUCCACAGACCCAAUAAGCCUUUAUACGUUAGAAAUGGUGGCAGACAAGUUGAUGAACCAGGAAGCCUACAGACCAUUUACGCCCCACUGAGAGGAGCUACAACCAUGGACUUGCAUCACACAACUAGGCCAGUAUCCCUCUACUUAAGCGUGCUAGUGGAUGCUUUGCCAUUCAGUGAUUUUUGUUUAAAGCUGUGCUGACUAUUAAGGUGUGUAAAGGGGGAUUGUGGAAAAAAUUUACACAAUCUAGCUAUUGUGCAAAAUACUUUUUCACUAUUUAAGAGAGGUGGGUCAAAUCCAAGUGGAGGAUAAAUGAUCAAGAAGUUUAUACCAAGCUUGAUUUCACACAAGACAGGGUUUCAAAGUCAGAGGUAUGCAAAAUGACUUGGAAGUAACCAUCUAAACAACAAUAAGCACUUGUAUGUAUCUAACAUAAAGUUCACUUGAUGCUACAGCAUAUUAGAAAUGCAGUCCAGAUGUAUUUUUUUGUAAGUUUAUAAUUGAAAAUCACAGCUUUGUGAUCAAAUUCUGAUUCCCAUAUAUCUGCCUGGUGACUACUGUAACAAUAUUUGGGACAAUUUGACCCAAUCAUUAAGUAAGUAAAACCACUGAAUGUUGACUGCACAGGGAAUAAUAUCUAUGGUACCUUUUAAUUAUUUAACUGUUUUGUAUUUUGCGCCACCCUCUGGAGCUUGAAUUUGAUCCCUUUGGGGAUCAACUCCAGUUAAAUUACAAGAUUCGUGUGUGUGUGGCAAAAAACAGACAAACCCCAAAACAGUUUUGCCUUCGUCUCUGCCUCCUCAGCUUAAUGCUUC
Polypterus senegalus (gray bichir) is the source of this 3241-nucleotide messenger RNA. Its product is annotated as kinesin-associated protein 3-like. The record is from RefSeq and is a predicted model, not a curated record. Lineage: Eukaryota; Metazoa; Chordata; Cladistia; Polypteriformes; Polypteridae. Gene Ontology annotation, biological process: microtubule-based movement; cilium organization. The transcript has 2 exons. Gene Ontology annotation, molecular function: kinesin binding. Gene Ontology annotation, cellular component: ciliary transition zone; kinesin II complex; axoneme. Bases 1 to 2517 code for a protein of 838 amino acids.